AUUUGAGUUCUGAAGCAGCGACCCCUGCCACGAUCCCUCACCCCAGAGAUUUGGCCUUCACCUUUCCAUCCGACAAGGCAGGGGCCAGCGGGGGGUCAUCAGACGGUCAACCGUCGACCCCUCCAUCUGGCUACAACCCUGGCCGGAGGAGAGCAUCCAUGCACGACGCCAUCGACCUGAACAAGAUUGAUACACGGCUCUACGAUAAGAAGCUGGUGCGUCAGGCCAGCGUCACCUCCAUAGAGGAGGAGAGUCAGGGCACCGUCCACGUCAGUCUGGAACACAACCCCGAGACUAGCAUCCUCACCGUCAACCUCGUCCGCGCCCACAACCUCCUCCCCCGGGACAUCAUCGGCACGGCCAACCCCUACUGCCGGCUCACGCUCCUCCCGGGCCACCGCACCUCCGCCCAAAGCCGGAUCCACCGGAAGACGCUGAACCCGGAAUUCGAGGAAGAGUUCAUCUUCGAGCUGAGCGCCGAAGAGGUGGACGAUACGACUCUGGAGUUGUCGUUUUACGAAUACGACCAGUUUUCCAAGGAUGAGUGUGUCGGCUUCGUCAGGAUACCGCUGGCCGGGAUGGAUCUGCGCAAGCAGGUGGAUUUAUGGAGAUCGAUAUCGCCCUACGAGAAACCAAAAGACCAAAGAGACCUCGGUGACGUCAUGUUCUCCCUGAGUUACCUGCCCAGUGCAGAAAGGUUAACGGUCGUGGUAGUCAAGGCCAGAAAUCUCCAGCUUCAAACGGACGCUAAAGGCGAUCUCAAUUCCUUUAUCAAAGUAUGCCUCACCUCGGGCUCCAAAAAAAUCAAGAAGAAGAAAACAUCGACGUCACAUGGGACCAACUCUCCAACGUGGAACGAGGCGCUAGUUUUCAGCGUGCAUCGGGAAAACCUGAAAAACAUCGGCUUGGAGGUCUUGGCUUACCACGACAACAAGAUCGGAGUCGACGAGUGCAUCGGGAGAGUUCGGCUACUUCCGGACUGUGACGACGGCGUCAAUUGCCAGGAGCUACUUAAAGAAAAGAGCACGCCUGCUAGGUGGUACAGCUUAAGCUAAAAAUU
Molecule: messenger RNA, 1060 nt
Organism: Physella acuta
Lineage: Eukaryota; Metazoa; Mollusca; Gastropoda; Physidae
Product: synaptotagmin-1-like
Biological process (GO): calcium-ion regulated exocytosis
Cellular component (GO): plasma membrane; exocytic vesicle
Molecular function (GO): phosphatidylserine binding; calcium-dependent phospholipid binding; calcium ion binding
Source: RefSeq, a predicted model, not a curated record